UUGUUCAAAACAAAGUUCGCAACAAACAGCAUUCGAGAAUUGUCCUUUUCUUUGAAAACAGAAUACCCCGUGUAAAGUUAUGCACAUUUCCUAAGGACACUUACAUCCAACACAAUGAGUGAAUUAGAAGAAAUUGCGCCAUUCCUGUCGAAAACCGCACGCUUGGAUUUGAAGGCGGUGGCCCUUUCGGUUGUUCUAGGACUCACCGGGUCUGUAGAUGGCAUCAAAUUGCUUCUCCAACAAGAGGCCAUUCUCAGCAACGUGCUUGAUCUGGCGGAUGAUGAAUCAGAGACCAUCGCUAAAGAUGCUGUCCUCUGCUUUGUAAACAUUAGCGCUGAAGAGAAAGGUGCUCAAGUGAUCGUAGAUAAGCUAUCGUCAAGAUUGGUGCCAACAGCUUACCGGGCGAUACUGGACGAGAAUUCUAAGCUAGCUGAUCCCUGGUGUAUGGUACUGUGUAAUGUGUCCCGUCCGGAUUCGUUGGUUGAAACGGUGGUAAAAGAGCUUCUGGCGAUCGAGUUUUCUGUUGAAAAAUUAACGACAUUCUUCACACGAGUGAAUUACAACAAACAAAAGGGACAUCUCAAUUAUCUGGGACCAUUGUUUAGCAAUAUUUCACAGUGUGCGGUUGGUCGAAAGGUGUUUUGUAACAAAGCGACUGGAUUGUUGCGUCGAAUUUUGCCUUUCGUGCACCAUGAGUCCAGUAUCGUAAGACGGGGCGGUGCCGUUGGUUUGCUAAAGAACGUUUGCUUUGAUUCUACUGUCCACGAGUGGCUGUUGAGUGAAGAAAUGGAUGUUCUACCAUUCAUUUUGCUACCGCUGGCCGGACCCGAGGAAUUUGAUGAUGAGACAAAUGAUAAGCUGCCGAUGGAACUGCAAUACUUGGGACCGGAUAAGAAACGAGAGGAAGAUCCGGAUAUACGCAAGAUGUUGGUGGAAUCGUUGGCGCAGCUAUGUGCAACCCGUAAGGCGAGAGUUUACCUGAGGGAACGAGGUGCAUACGAGAUUUUGCGAGAGCUACACAAAUACGAGUGCAGCGAGCUGGGCGACAAAUCCGUUCUAGCCUCGGUCGAAAACGUGGUUGAUAUUUUAAUUCGGACGGAAGAGGAAAUUGGCGAAGACAAUCUGAAAGAGCUCGAGAUUCCGGAUGAUGUAAAAAGAAAAAUUGAAACGCUCGAUGACAAGGCUGAGCACUAGUUCAAUAAAAUGCAAAGCAAAUUACCAGCGCCUUAA
Molecule: messenger RNA, 1230 nt
Organism: Anopheles aquasalis
Lineage: Eukaryota; Metazoa; Arthropoda; Insecta; Diptera; Culicidae
Product: protein HGH1 homolog
Source: RefSeq, a predicted model, not a curated record